Messenger RNA from Syngnathus typhle (broad-nosed pipefish), 1192 nucleotides. Its product is annotated as proline-rich transmembrane protein 2. Lineage: Eukaryota; Metazoa; Chordata; Actinopteri; Syngnathiformes; Syngnathidae. The transcript is spliced from 5 exons. Bases 265 to 852 code for a protein of 195 amino acids. Gene Ontology annotation, cellular component: membrane. The record is from RefSeq and is a predicted model, not a curated record.
GUCAAGCUGCAGCAGAGUGAGUCUUCAUUGUCUUCAUCAUCCUCAACAGCCCUUCCAGCAUUUGGACUCCAUUUCACCAUCUUUCCACAUGAAAACAAUGAUAAUUAUCAUGAUUAAUGGAAAUAAUUAUUGAUCAUUGUUGUUAUUGACAAUCAGUGGAUCACAGCUUUUUCUUCUGCUCACAAAAAGAUGAACAGUCUGCAGCUCCCGGUUUGUUAGAGCAGCUGACCAUUUGCAUCUGUUAGGCCCCGCCCCUUGAGUAGCAUGGACGAGUCACAGCGUCCGGGAGAUGGAGAGGACGAGCGCCCAGCGGUCACGUGCCAACCGGGCGACAGCGUCCAACAAGCCCCGCCCCCUGCAACAGGACCCACGGACCACCUGGCAGUGAACGGUGAGACUGGUAACGGGGUGGGUCCUGCCGCCCCCUGCGCCCUGACAGCCACAUCCCCGUCCAGCCCGUCCAAAGGGGGUCACGCCAACGGGCGUCCUCGUUCAGGCAGCCGAUCUGGUUCGGUGGCGCCCAAUUCCCCGAGGCCGUCGCUCAACUCUCCACGCCCAUCCAUCGGCCGCCGGCCCAGCGCCGUGCCAGAGGGUCCGGCCCAUGGGUCCAAACCGCCCGACUACCUGAUGCUGGCCAUCCUGUCCUGCUUCUGCCCUCUGUGGCCCAUUAACAUCGUGGCCCUUACCUUCUCCGUCAUGUCUCGCAACAGCCUGCAGCAGGGAAACGUGGACGGCGCCCGUCGUUUGGGCCGCAAUGCCAUGAUUCUGUCCGUGGUGGCCAUCUUGGGGGGCAUCGCCAUCAUCGCAGCGGCCAUCGCGCUCAACCACGAAUUGCUUUUAAAAUCGGGAUAACGAGUCGGUGCCCCCUUCUACCCGGGAAACCUCCAGCGCCGACUUCCAGUUCCUGCACGACGAGCAUGUGCCUGAUGUUCUACCUCCGCCACGGUAACCCUUGUUGCCAUGGAGACCCACAGCAUCCCUCGAUGUUAGCGGCGGAGAACGUCUUCUGCAUGACCGACCAAAGCAACCCAAACAAGCAUUUUUCGCAUUUGAAUGUUUACAAACCUUCCUUCCGCCUAUUUGUGCCGUCCGUCACCAUGGAGACCGCUCGUCGCAUGUUGGCGGACACGCUUGGGUCACGGAGGACUCUAUAACGCUGCAUGCUUCCGACCUUUGCCACAUGGCCUCUUUU